Molecule: messenger RNA, 393 nt
Organism: Aspergillus luchuensis
Lineage: Eukaryota; Fungi; Ascomycota; Eurotiomycetes; Eurotiales; Aspergillaceae
Exons: 2
Coding region: 1-393 (130 amino acids)
Source: RefSeq, a predicted model, not a curated record
AUGAGAGAGAUUGAAGAACAAGGAAGGCUGCGAGAAGCGGCAGAGCGCCGCGAGGAGGAGGAGAGACAGGCGCGAGAAGAGGCAGAACGCCGUGAGGAGGAAGAGAGACAGGCGCGAGAAAACGAGAGGCAAGCACGAGAAGCGGCAGAGCGCCGUGAGGAGGAGGAGAGAAAGGCGCGAGAAGACGCUGAACGUCGAGUGCAACCCAACUCCCUGUUUCGCCUCCUCGAUCGCUGCCACAAUUCUCUCUCCCAAGCGAUCCGAGUUGAGGCAGAUGCCACCCUUACUACUCAGGGCGACGCGGCCGAUCCAGUGAACCGACUCUACCCCAAGCACAUCAUCCUUUCUAUGAUCGCGCAAACCCGUCGGAAACUUCGCUCGAGGACAGCCUAG